Molecule: messenger RNA, 4214 nt
Organism: Osmia bicornis bicornis
Lineage: Eukaryota; Metazoa; Arthropoda; Insecta; Hymenoptera; Megachilidae
Gene: Nep3
Product: endothelin-converting enzyme homolog
Exons: 13
Coding region: 536-2875 (779 amino acids)
Biological process (GO): protein processing
Cellular component (GO): plasma membrane
Molecular function (GO): metalloendopeptidase activity
Source: RefSeq, a predicted model, not a curated record
CGUGCAAUCCUCUGAUCGCUGAAAAUUUUCGUCACAGGUUUUUUUCCACUCGGUACGCUCGAAAAGGGAAGACAGAGGGUUUCGGUAUCGGUAGGUAUUAUCAACGAUGGACGACAAGGAAAGGGGGAGGAAAGGGUCGGUUAGGUGGACACGGGGUAAAGUUUGAGGACGGUUUAGCAGCGCGAAGCCGAGCGUAAGAGAUGGCAGGUGCACCCACGAGCCGAGGAAAUCAAUACGCGUUGGAGACCGGUAGAGGGGUUGAGAGGCGCGUCGAAGCAUCCCCAUGAGAGGCAGCGACGAAAAGCUAGGAACACCGAUAUAGGAGGCGGGAGAACGGUGAAAAAGGCUGGAAAAUAUUGCAGCCUGGAGGACGAACGAUCCCGAGGAAAACCACCUCGAUCGUACCCGUUUCUUCGCCGUUGCGGUUCGCGUCGACUCCGAAUUCACCCGGGAGUCGUUCCGACCUACUAUCAGUACAGUGCGAACCGACAAUUAAAGUGACGAGUGCGGUGAUUAGCCGAUCGUGUCCAUCAAGAUGUCGGUGAAGAUGAUGAUGUACAAGCAGGCAGAGUUCGAGGACGAGGACAGUAGCAGCAUCGGUUCGGUGGCAUUGAACAGCGAGGGUAUCAGCACCUCUGCAACGCACAUCAGAUAUCGUUCGGGAACCUCGUUGUGGAGAGCGAGGAGCGCACUGGAGAAAUGUCUCUUCAUCGUGUGCGCCGGCCUGCUGUUGAUGGUCGUGAUGCUGUCGAUCGUGAUCGGUAGCGAGAACGGUUGGAACGAGGAGCAGAUACUUCGCGUCACUUCGCACGACGAAGACGGUGCGCUUUGUUUAACCGAGCACUGCGUAACCGUGGCCGCGGCCAUCAUAAACAGUAUAGAUCGCACGGUGGAUCCGUGCGACGACUUCUACGAGUUCGCAUGCGGUGGUUGGAUCAAGAGGAAUCCGAUUCCUGAUGGGAACAGCAUGUGGGGAACGUUCGGCAAACUCGAGCAAGACAAUCAGCUGGUGGUGAAAAACGUUCUCGAGAAACCGUUCAGCGAGAUGGUCUCGAAAGCUGAGAAGAAGGCCAAGUAUUACUUCCUCUCUUGCAUGGACGCGAACGACACUAUCGAAUCGUUCGGCGCUAAACCGAUGGUAACUCUGUUGGACAGCAUCGGUGGUUGGAAUAUUUCUGGGAAAUUCAAUCUGACCGCCUGGUCGUUGCAAAAUAGCAUGCACAUCCUGCAGAACGUCUACAACAUGGACGGUUUGUUUACAUGGGCGGUGAACGAAGACGAUCGAAAUAGCAGCAGGCACAUUAUACAAAUCGAUCAAGGAGGUCUGACGUUACCAACCGCGGACAAUUAUUUAAACGUCACGGAGCACGGUAAGGUGUUGGUUGCCUAUCUGGAAUACAUGACAAAGAUCGGGGUGCUGUUAGGUGGCGAGGAGAAUUCGACGCGAAAGCAGAUGCAACGAGUGAUAGAGUUCGAGACGAAGCUUGCGGAGAUCACGACGCCACCGGAGGAGCGUCGAGACGAGGAGAAGCUUUACAAUCUGAUGUCUCUGAGCGAUCUGCAACGCAAAGCGCCAUUCAUGUCCUGGGUGGACUAUUUUCAAAACGCGACCCGUCUCGUCAGCAAGAAGAUCAACAGCAAAGCGAUGAUCGUGAAUUUCGCGCCGGAGUAUUUCGAGAAACUGUCCAAGCUCGUUUUGGAAUACAACAAGACCGACGAGGGAAAAAUAAUACUGAAUAACUAUCUGGUUUGGCAGACGGUCAGAUCACUGACGGCUUACCUGUCGAAGCCGUUCCGGGAUGCUUACAAAGGACUUAGGAAAGCUCUGAUCGGUUCGGAAGGUCGCGAGGAGCAAUGGCGUUAUUGCGUGAGCGACACGAAUAACGCGAUGGGUUUCGCGAUCGGCGCGAUGUUCGUCAGAGAAGUGUUCCGUGGCAAGAGCAAACCCAUGGCGGAGGAGAUGAUCGAUCAGGUCCGCAAAGCGUUCACCAAGAACCUGAAGAACCUCGAUUGGAUGGACACGGAAACGAGGAACGCCGCCGAAGAGAAAGCGAACGCGAUCACCGAUAUGAUCGGUUUCCCUGAUUUUAUAUUGAACCCACGGGAGCUGGACGAGCGUUACAGAGACUUGUCGAUUAAACAAAACGAAUACUUUCUGAACAACAUAAGGGUGAACAAGUAUAAUCUUCGAAAGAAUUUAGAAAAGCUCGAUCAACCGGUGAACAAGACCACGUGGAUCAUGACACCGCCCACGGUGAACGCUUACUACAGGCCUACGAAAAAUCAAAUGGUUUUUCCAGCUGGUAUUUUACAAAGUCCUUUCUACGACAUGGAGAAUCCGAAGAGCCUGAAUUUCGGAGGCAUAGGAGUGGUGAUGGGCCACGAAUUGACUCACGCUUUCGAUGAUCAAGGAAGAGAAUACGACUUGCAUGGAAAUUUGAAUCAAUGGUGGAACAACGCCACGAUCCAGAGGUUUAAGAACAGAACAGAGUGCUUCGUGGAGCAGUACAAUAAUUUCGAGAUACAUGGCCGACACGUAAACGGGCGACAAACUUUGGGAGAAAAUAUUGCGGACAACGGAGGUCUCAAAGCGGCUUACCACGCGUAUCUGACAACCUCGAAGAGUUACAAGGAUCAGCAGUUGUUACCUGGUCUCGAUUUCACGCACCGUCAAUUGUUCUUUUUAAAUUUUGCCCAGGUCUGGUGUUCAGCGAUAACUUCCGAGGCGAUAGCCCUUCAGAUCGAGAAAGAUUCUCACUGUCCACCGAAAUAUAGAGUGAUAGGACCGUUAUCGAAUCUCCCGGAUUUCGCCCCGGAAUUCCGGUGUGCGCUAGGCUCGCGAAUGAAUCCUGUUCACAAGUGCGAGGUGUGGUAACGCGUUCUUCGUUUAAACAGAUUCUGUUUCAUUCGAUUCUCGAAGCCGCCGAUCGUCAACAAUUUUCAACACCCUUCCAUUUAUCCGAGCCACCCUUCUAAUUAUCUCCUGAGUUCCUUUCGUUCGCUGAAGCGAUGCGUUCGUAAUUUGCGGAGAGGGCAGAAAUCGCGCGUCCCUGGACGUUUGCCGGACAAACGUCGGAAGCUUUAUCAAACGAUUCCCAUUGUACUGAAUUCUCGCUUGUUUCGUUCGAACGAUGCGAUUUGAAAGCAGACCAGGACCAUUUCGCGCUCGUCCUAUAUAAAAAUCGGCAGCGAAACGAUGGGUGGUUCGCUUGGUUCAUCGCGAUCGUCGGAGACGAGUAAUCGUUUAUCCCAAUCUGACUGUGCCGCAACAGGGAGCUGUGUUUUUAUUAUGCGAACGGUCAUUUUUCACUUUUAUACGUGGAAUCAGUGUUACUCAAUCGAUUCGUGUAUGUUCCCAGUAAAAACAUAUCGCGCCGUCUGGUUACCUUCUUCGAAAGGUAUACGAAGAAAUUGAGAGAAAACUGAAGAAAGUGGAAUCCGUUGGAGACGACGAUCAGACUUUACACGUUCGGUAUCCUUUCUUUUAUCUUUGCUUUCUUCGACGAUCUCGAUGAGCCAGAGCGAUUGUAAGCGGCCAGGUAACUCUAGUGUUAAGCUUCGAGAAAUAUUAAUUUUAUAAAUGAAAUCGGUAGCGCGUUAGGUUUCCGCGACGACAUUUUUCAAUGUGCUUCUGUCGCGUAAAAAGUUCGCCGUUCGAGCCUGCGAGAAAGCUUUUACUUUUUUUUGCGGGCUAGAAAGUACGACACCGAUUGUACACAACGUAUUAAAUAUUAACUGAAUUUGUCGUAUAAUUUAAGUAAUUAUUUUGUAUAAAUAGAAUGUCGAUAGCGAUCCUUCGCGCUUACAUGUAUAACCGUCGAGAACCGGCGAGAUCGAAAGUUUUAUCGGGACGAAUAAGUUAGUCGGCCCAGGUUAGCUCGUUCUUCGAUGUAAGUACAACUUAAUCGAUACGGUGUUUGUUAAACGAUGUGCCAUGAAUCUUUCUUUUACAUUUACAAUUUACAUCGUUCGAGCAACAUCGAACGCGUAAUAGUGGAUAAGAGGAAAGCGAUUCUUUCCGACCGUUGUAUAAUUCCAUGUUCCGAGUGGUUCCCAAUUCAGUUUGCCGACGAAUGAGAAUGAAAGGUUCCGCGAUCGAUCGCGAAGAUGUAAGAAAUCGAUCAAUGAUUGUUUCGAUCGAACAGAUAAUCACUCAACGAUCUCGAGUUUAUUGAUGACGCGCGUUUAAAUCAAAUAAAGAAAUGAUUAAAUAA